Molecule: messenger RNA, 4807 nt
Organism: Anastrepha obliqua
Lineage: Eukaryota; Metazoa; Arthropoda; Insecta; Diptera; Tephritidae
Gene: ADD1
Exons: 4
Coding region: 614-4192 (1192 amino acids)
Source: RefSeq, a predicted model, not a curated record
CGCUACACGAAUGAUGUCGGCUUAUGACGUCUUGUAACCGCUUGCUCGCUCGCACCUAGUUUUCUGACUUCUUCCAGCACAUGACCGGCAUUUGAGCAACGAGUCGAAGGCUGUCGAGCAAGUCACCCGAGCUACAGUAAUAAAAAUAAGAAAAAAAAUUGUUUGUACGACAAAGCAAAAACUUGUCGCCAUAUUGAAUCCGAAGCUAGUUGUGUCAAGUUAGUAUAGUGUACAGAGAAAAUUUUGCAGAUUUUAAAUUUUGCUUUGAAUUUGCAAAUAAUAAUUAAUAAAUCAAAUACACACGUUUUGUGUAGAUGUGUUUGUGAGUGCGAAUGUGUUUUCACAACACUUUUUUGGUUAACGUCAAGGUAUAUCGAGAAUACAUAGUGAGAAAAUACAAGACUAAAGCAGCGAAGCACCAACGCUUCAUACGUCGAUCGGUGUGUGUGCGUGUGUAAACGGCUGGGAUUACGCUGGAGUGCCGAAAAAGUGUUCGCCAGUGGUAAUUGUAACCUGGUCAAUAGAUAGUACCUAUUCCCUUAUCUGUGAAGGUUAGAAAAGAAGAGUGUAGUGAAACUCGUACCCUAAACAUAACCUAUAAGUGUGCAACGAUAUGGAGGCAAGCACCACCGCAGCGGCGGCUCCAACGCAGACAUCUUCCAACAACGAAAGUGAUGAAACAUAUAAUUUUGAUCCCAGUUUAUCUGAGGAGGAGCGUCGUUUCUAUAUCAGAGCAUAUCCAAAUGUGGACCUAGUGCGAGAGCGCAAGGUGCACUGUACCAUCUGUAAGAUGCAUAUCGGUACAGCACCAGCUCAAGAGGAGAUCAUCAAAAUGCAUCCGGUGCUGCGGGUAACACAUUGCUUGAAAUGCCACCACUUCUAUAAUAGUGGCGAAUUCAGUAAAGGUGAAGAUGGCUCGGAGCUAUAUUGUCGUUGGUGUGGCCAAGGCGGUGAGGUUUAUUGUUGCUCAAGCUGUCCCUACGUUUUCUGCAAGUCGUGUAUCGUUAAAAAUCUAUCGCGUGGUGUGGUAGUGGAUAUUGAACAAAACGAAAACUGGAAUUGUUUCAGCUGUGCACCCAAAAUUCUUUGGCCAUUACGUGCACAGCAUUGGGCACUUAUUCGCUACAUUGAUAAACAAAAGAAGUAUAUUGAAUCAACUUGCUCUACUGAAUCUGACAAGAAAGCGUUAAUGGCACAAGAUCGCUCUACUUGCUGUCGGCUAGCCAAAUCGAAAUGUGGUAACAUGUCAGAUUCUUUGGAAAGCUUGGACUCUACGACAUCACGUCGUAGUCAAAGCAGCGCUAUCGUAAAGAAGCAAUCGAAAUCACCCCAUCCGCAAACACCCGCUGCCAAACGUUUGAAAACUUCAAAUGAUGAAGUCGUUUGUACACCUGAUUUAUUAAGCAUGUUGGAACCUGACUGUCAAAUUACUGUGCAACAGAAGACACGUCCUACAUCCUCACCUAUGACAUCUACACCAAAAAUUAUAUCUUUACAAACGAACACUUCAACUCCAAUCAGUGGUGGCAUCACGCUGAAGCCACACAAUAAUAACACACCGCCGCCAUUGGUGUUACGCAACACCGGCAUACCAAUGCGACAUCCAUCGCCUGCUCCGAUUGUUCGACGUACAUAUAUUGGUGCAAGGAAUACUCCAUCGGCUGGUACGCAUACACCAGUUUAUCACACCAUCAACGGUUACCGCAUCGAUUUGAAUUCAGCAGCCCAGCAGGAAACAUUCCGUUUACCAAAUGGCAAGCUGAUACAGGUGAAACGUCAAGGCACAAAUCAAACUCAGGGUGUGGCUAGCUCUCCAACGUCGAGUAAUCCUUGGUUUCGACAAGCAAGCCCUAUUACGGCUAUACAAAAUGCUGCAUCUGGCCGUCCUAUACAAAUAACACCGGCUAAUUCACAUGCGACACAACAAUAUUAUACAGUACAGCAGCAACAACACAAUCCAAUGCAUCAUCCGCAAAUGAUACGUUAUAGCAAUACAACAGUUACACCUAUAAGUAGUCAGAAUGGUGCUGUCAGAGGUACACAAAUACAGGUGAUUAAUGGCGUGCCGAUGGCGCCAACGGCAGCGCCGGCAGCUGCACCAGGGCCUAAUGUUACGACCGCAAUUCGUGCACCACUCAUGGUACGUCACGUCUUCCCCGACACUGCCUUCGGCCAGGCGCGCACUCAACUACAAGAUCAAGUAUUUAAUGCCAUGGAGAUUUGUCAACAUCUCACUGGUAAAGUGCAAACACUGACCAACUCGAAUGCCUACAAGCAGGCGCGUAAUUAUCUCGAAGUGAAAGAGCUCUACAUACAUCUGUCAUAUCUUUUGACUUAUGCGAUUGGUCGCUUUAAGGGAUUGCAAGAUAAGUGUUUAGCGGAUAUGCGACAAUUGGGUUUCGUUAACGAUGCCGAUAGCUUGGAAAAUGGCCAGUUGGCAGCAGAUAAACAAGCUAGCGAUGAUGAGGAUAACGAAAUCGAGAUUGUGGAACCUAAAACGGAUACCAUUACGCUUGACUCGGACAAUGAAGAUGACGAGCCAGCCAAGCAGAUGGUUGCCUCUCCCAUAAAGCCGCAGCUAAUUGCUAUCAAUAAUAACGCUACGAAAAUCAGUGAUGCCUCAUUGCAAUGUCGAGAGCAAAUUCUAACAAUCACCCAUGAUGGCAACAGUCCGAAACUAAGAGAGCAAAUUCUAACAAUCACCCAUGAUGGCAACAGUCAGAAACUGAAAGAGCAGCUAUUACUACCUAAAAACACUUCAAUUACAGCCACUAUACCAAUGCCCAGCUUAACCAAUAUAGCGCCUACUAUAAAUCGUAAAGCCAUUACAAUUAACGAGCCUAACAAAAUGGAGGAAAUGGAUAUAAUGACAGCGGCGAAAAGUUUUCUUGUUAGCCUCUUGGAAGUAGAUUCAGAUACAGCUGAGGGUAGUUGGACGCCGGAUGGCAGCGAUUCAACGUCGCAGCAACACCAACGCAAGCAGCCGCGUAAAAAGACUACCAACAAACCGAAUCCCACUUUAUUGAAGCAAAAGGAAAUUCUUGAGCGUGAACGCUUGGAGGAGAUGAAACGUAACGAUUUAAAACUGAAAAUGAAAUGUGCCAUUUCAUUGAAAAAGGCCGAAGAAGAGUUUCCAUUUGCCAAAGAUAUGCUACAGAAGCAUGAGAGUGAGACAAAGACUAAUGCAGCCGCAGAAGUAGAUAAAAUAGAAGCAACAAAUGAUGCAGUUGAAAAAGCCAGUGAAACAAAAGAGUCUGUGGAGAACAAUGAAAAAAUGGAUGACUCUGGGGAGCUAGAAAUACUGACUGUAGAUUUAGCACAUGCCGUAGUGGAUUUGGAGAGUUCUAUGGAUGAUGGAAAGGAGAACGAAAUAGUUCUGGAAGAAGACAAGUCGCCAUCGGGAGACAAGUGUGAGGAGGAGGAUAAUAGCAAAAAGUACACAAUUGUCAUGGACGAUGAUGAUGACGACAAGGAGAAAUCAUUAAUUAUAGAAGUUGAAGGCAACAACAGCGGUGAAAAGGAGUCGCUGAAAGUGGUUAUUGAUGCUAAGUCAGUUGAGGGAGGAAAUAAUAGCAAAUGGGUCGUCAAUGAUAAGACAGUGGUUGGCAGCGAAAAGUGCACGAAAAGCAAAGUUGAAACUGUGAGCGAGUGCGCUAAGCGUGUUAUUGAAGGCUUGCAAGCGAGUGAGAAAAAGAAAGAAAUGGAAAAGAAAGAGCAACAAGCUGUUAAGGUGUCUGUGGGGGUUGCAUCCUCAACAACGGCAACAUUGGCAAACGUCGAUGAUGCCUUGCCCGCCGAUGACACUGUCGAACCGAUUCUAAUUGAUGAAUCUGAUGCGGCAUAUUCCGAAGGAUCGCCGAUUAAGCAAAACUUCUUAAGCAAGGUCGAAAAUAUUGCAGCACCAGAAGAAGAAGCAACACCGGCGAGUACAGGGCAAUCAUCGGCUACUAAGCAAAAUAACGAUACCAACAUCGAUGAGUCCACUAGCGCAGCAGAAUUGAACGAGCCUGAAAUUGAUGUCGAAAAAGAAAUUGAGAAACUUCUAAUGAAUAAAGCGCCAGUGUCAGAAAUCGAAACGAAUGCUCCUCAUAGCUCUUCAGAAGCGUCAACUACGGCAAAAAAUAAUUCGUCCGAGCUACUUAGCCAACUAGUAGAUAACUUGUUGGAAAGUGAAAGUACGACACUCACGUAAAAUAAAUGUGCAGACGUAGAGUUUGUUGCGAUCCUAGGCAAUAGCAGUUGCUUCUACUGAUUUUUAAUAAUUGUUAAUUCUUAGUAUUUAGUAUAUAAUGUAAUGCAUAAUUAUUCGGAUGGAACAUUUCUAUGCCAGGGCGGUAAGAAAUCGUGAGCUCGUGAGCUAUUAUGCUUACAUCUUUGAAUAAUGAGUUGAUUGAACGAAGUGAUUGCAAAUAUUCCUAAGGAUAUUUAUUUGCUCAAUUUCUAGAUAUUUUGUCAUUAGUGCUGUUAUUAACGACAAAUAUUUUGAUAUUUACAAAUUUCUAUAAAAUUUGAUAUACAUACAUAUGUUCUCCAUACACACACAUAUUUCUCAAAAAUGAAAUAGGAUUCGAAUGAACGUUGGAAAAUAUAUAAGUUUUCAAAAACUUACCGAUAAUAUUUCAUAAUUGUUUAUUUUAAACAUUAAAUUGUUUAGAAGUUGUAAAUGCUUAGUGAUUUCAUCAAUUCUGAUUUUGCAUAUGUACGAGAAUAUUGCAUAUUAUAUGCACGCACAUAAAAAUCAUUAUUGGAAUAACCAUUCGCAUUAUAGGGUUAAACAAUAGAUUACUUUUAUUUCUUCUUUUUUUAU